AUGCUUCUGGAUACUUUUUAUCAUAUCCGAGCAGCUAGAGUUUGUUCCUGUGCUCUUUGGAUGAUAGGAGAGUAUUGCCUAUCUCUAUUAGAUGUUGAGAGUGGCAUUGCAACCAUAAAUCAGUGCCUUGGAGACCUAUCCUUUUUCAAUUUCAGAAGAAGCGAAGGUCAUUGGCUCUACAAAGAAUCCGAGCAGGCAAACUCUAUUACCGUUUCAUCUAAAAGGCCAGCUAUCCUUAUUGAUGGGAUGUAUGCAACUCAAAGUGCUGCCUCUGAAACUACUUUCUCCCCUCAAAACUGUAGUUCAGGGAUAGUUAUUGAGUUAGGGAUUACCCAUCCUUUACUCAUAUAUUUCUUCAUACUGAAAUUAUUGAAUUAA
Fraxinus pennsylvanica is the source of this 378-nucleotide messenger RNA. The record is from the annotation of a GenBank genome assembly. NCBI's taxonomy places the organism in Eukaryota, Viridiplantae, Streptophyta, Magnoliopsida, Lamiales, Oleaceae.